Messenger RNA from Acipenser ruthenus (sterlet), 6173 nucleotides. Its product is annotated as dual specificity tyrosine-phosphorylation-regulated kinase 2-like. Gene Ontology annotation, molecular function: ATP binding; protein serine/threonine kinase activity; protein serine/threonine/tyrosine kinase activity. Gene Ontology annotation, biological process: cytoplasmic stress granule disassembly; peptidyl-threonine phosphorylation; peptidyl-serine phosphorylation. The record is from RefSeq and is a predicted model, not a curated record. Lineage: Eukaryota; Metazoa; Chordata; Actinopteri; Acipenseriformes; Acipenseridae. The coding region runs from base 1549 to 3291 and encodes 580 amino acids. The transcript is spliced from 3 exons. Gene Ontology annotation, cellular component: nucleus.
CACCGCUGUAGGUGUCCUGUCGAAGCGCGUUAAUAAAACGGUGGAGCAGGUUUUUUGUUUUGGAACCUGUUGGGGAUUUCUUGCUGCUCCACGCCCUUCUACGUUUUGUUACUCUUGUGGUCGCCAUAGUGGCUCUUCUUUCUCUGUAGUUUCGAAUGGGGCACGAACUCUAUGUUGAGCCAAAAUGGCGUCAGUUUCACAGCCUCGGGGCUCAUGUCCUUGGCUCGUGUGGUUGGGAAGUGACGCUGUGCUGACUAGCUGAGACUCAUAGCAACCAGCAACCGAAGCGGGCUAGAUCAACUGUAUUUAUGAGACGGCAGCGGAGAAGGAUUAAAGCACAUUUGCCUAAAACGGACUCCAACGAGAAGGGAUAAUACACAUGUGUGAAUUAUUUUAAAAAAACAUGUCGUGAGGCAACAUCGCUGUAUGAGCUGGUCUCGGUUAAGACUUUUUUUGUCUCCGGAAGGAAGGAGGACUGGGGUUGGGACGAGUCGAGGGAGCAGAAAAAAAAAAUAAUCCACAAAACAUUCACAUUGAGAGCGGUUUCCAUCACUCGGGAGCUAACGUGUGGAACCGAUUACAAACUGCAAAACAACACGGUUUUCAUUUUGGAACAGAGAAGAAGAAGAAAAAAAAAACUCUUAGAUUUGUGUUUGGCUUUUUUUUUUUUCAUUUUGGGAGAUUUCACGUUUUUCGAGCGUGGUUUAAUUUUAUUUAUUUUUUUGGUUACGCCAAAAAAAAAAAUUCAAACUUUUCAAGCAACUGAAAUAAAAAAAAAAGCUUAGUCGGUGACAGCAAACAACAGAGGAAGCAGACCUAGAGAAAACGUUUUUCAGUUGAACGCCUCUCAUUUGUUAUUUGAAGAAAAAUACUUGAGUUCGGUCAUGCAGUUAAAACUUGUUUUUACUGACAAAGAGGAAUGUAGGCUUGCACAUUGCUAUUUAGGAACGAUUACAUGGGGAAUGGGAUCUUGUGUACUCUAGCAGUGUUAAUAUUAUGAAGAAAGUCCUCUCCAUUGAAACAGAUUCGGUAUUUGCAUACCCUGAUUUGACAACGCGGAAUUGUUUUUAAUACCUUGCUUAACGUCACUUUGUUUUUUUAUAUGUAUAUAUAGUCUUCCCAUGAAGUGACAGAUCAUAAUCGAAUGAGACGGGACUGAUCAGAUUUAUUCAGUGCGGGCGUGCGACUUAAUCAUGUCAAAUGGUGAAAUCUGCUAGCUGCUUUCUCAAUUACCAACAUUUCCAUGCUUUAAAUGAUGGAUUUUUUUUUUUUUUACCGAGUGAACGAUAUUUUUUAAAGUCGCAAUAUAAGCUAAAUAACAGGAUUAAAAAAAAAAUAAUAAUAAUUUGUGUGCUGCAGAGCAAUUUUUUUUGUUUGUUUUGUUUUUUUACUUCCACUGAAUAAGUGUUCAAUAUUCAAAAAAUAAAUUAGCUCAAAUCCUUCGCUAACCUCCAUAGAUUCUCAUCAGAGUUCAAACUUGGAAAGUCAAUUUUUGUUUGGUUCGGCAUACCUUUCUUUGGAUGGUGGCUCCAGUCUCUAUUUGCAACUAUGAUGAUACUAAGCAGAAAGCCAGAGGGGCCGAUUACAGCGGCCAGACAUGGGGACGGUUUGUACGACUCAUACAUGCGAUCAGACCAGGCUGGUAAGCACGGCACUGACUCUGAUGGCCAUACCCCUGCUGCUCUGCCACCCCUUCCCAAACACACAGGCGGGAGUGUCCACAAGACCUCACCAAAGGAUCAUCAAGUUGGAGGUCGAGACCAUGUGAAGAUGAGACACUUGCACGAGGACGCUUCCAAUAGAAAGCCGAACGGUGCCCUGCAGCACAAUGGCAUCCACAGCACUGCAAAAGCACAACCUGUGACGGCCAAAGAACGAAGUGUGGACAGCAGCGGCUCUGCCAAGUCCGGGGACAGCUUGGGUAAAACUACCAGGCCUGGCCUAAUGACUCCCGAACAUGCCUUGAAGCAGCACAAGCAGCAACUCACUGCCUUGGAGCAGCAGGAGAUCCUCACCUAUCCUGAGAUCUACUUUGUGGGACCAAAUGCCAAAAAGAGGCAAGCCGUAGUGGGUGGCGCCAACAACAAUGGUUACGAUGACGACCAGGGGGGCUACAUCCACGUGCCUCACGAUCACUUGGCAUACCGUUACGAGGUCCUCAAAGUCAUCGGCAAGGGGAGCUUCGGGCAGGUGGCGAAGGUUUACGACCACAAGCUCCACCAGCACCUGGCCCUGAAGAUGGUGAGGAACGAGAAGCGCUUUCACCGGCAGGCGGCCGAGGAGAUCCGGAUCUUGGAGCACCUGAAGAAGCAGGACAAGACGGGCAGCAUGAACGCCAUUCACAUGUUCGAGAACUUCACCUUCCGCAACCACAUCUGUAUGACGUUCGAGCUCCUCAGCAUGAACCUCUACGAGCUGAUCAAGAGGAACAAGUUCCAGGGCUUCAGCCUGCAGCUGGUGCGCAAGUUCGCCCACUCCAUCCUGCAGUGCCUGGAGGCCCUCCACCGGAACAAGAUCAUCCACUGCGACCUGAAGCCUGAGAACAUCCUCCUCAAGCAGCAGGGCCGCAGCGGCAUCAAGGUCAUCGAUUUCGGCUCCAGCUGCUUCGAGCACCAGCGCGUCUACACGUACAUCCAGUCCCGCUUCUACCGGGCGCCGGAGGUCAUCCUAGGCUCCCGAUAUGGGAUGCCCAUAGACAUGUGGAGCUUUGGCUGCAUUCUGGCCGAACUGUUGACUGGCUAUCCUCUGUUCCCCGGUGAGGACGAAGGGGAUCAGUUGGCUUGCAUGAUGGAAGUCCUCUCCAUGCCCCCACAGAAGCUGAUGGAGCAGUCCAAGAGGGCUAAGAACUUUAUCAACUCCAAGGGGCACCCGCGCUACUGCACUGCCAGCACCCUGGCCAAUGGAACUGUGGUGCUCAACGGCAGCCGGUCGCGGAGAGGUAAAAUGCGCGGAGCGCCGGGCAGCAAGGACUGGGUGACGGCUUUAAAGGGCUGCGAUGACCCCACCUUCAUCGAUUUCUUAAAAAAGUGUUUGGACUGGGACCCUGCCACACGCAUGACCCCGAACCAAGCGCUGAGGCACCCCUGGCUUUACAAGCGUUUACCCAAACCUAUCGCUGCGGACAAAACGUCUGUCUCUAAACGGAUUACAGACCAUAGCACCUGCUUCCCAGGGAUUAUUUCCAAGCUGCCUUCCACAAUCGGAGCAGGCAAUAAACUGAGGACCAAUCUGAUGGGGGAUUCGAAUGGAAGCAUACCCUUACGCACUGUGCUACCUAAACUCGUAACCUAGGACUUUACAAUCCCAAUUAUGUGUGGACUGGUACAUAACUAUUGGUAGUUUUUAUUGUGGUGUUUGUUUUUUUUACACUUUUUAUGAAUUUGAGCCAAUUCAUUUUACAUAAUACAUUAACAAUGAAAAAAAAAAUAUUUAUAUAUCAUUUUAUCUAUACCACCUCUGGUCAGCUGUUUUUUUUUUUUCUUCUUAAUCGGCACUUUGGUCAGUGUAGUUUACAAGUCCCAUUCUUUUUUCAACACUAACCUUCAGAAGGUUUUGCUAGGAUACACACACACACACACACACACACACACACACAUAUCCAUGUCACUGUAGCAAUAACAAAAGGGCUAUAAUAAUAUCCAAUACAUUAAGGGCUGCAAUAGAACUUACUACUUCAGUGUAAAAUAGCACAAAAUUAAACAUCCUGAGAGAUUAAACUUUUUAAGUAAUUGCAGUUUUAAUAUGUAUAAAAUGCCACUGUGUUACAAUGUGAAGUUUUAUUUUUAGAUACCAAGGACCACAACCUCAUAUCCCUGUCUGUCUUCUGAGAGAAUUCAACCAGUAUGCUACUUGCUGCGAAGAAGACUUCUGGUGUUCUGCAUACUACUACAAUGUACAAGGAUGGAAAUACGACUCCUAUUGCAUAGCACUUUGAACCAUUCCUGGUUUUACAAUGAGUUUAAUAAUAACAGACAUGAGCUUGUUGCCUAUAAACUGUGACUAAUCAAGCUUGUGUUAAAGCCUGGAAUGGGUGAAACUGCUGUGCAGUAGGUACCUUAGAUUUUGUGUGUUAUCCAUGUUGCAGAUUCAGGUUUCACUGUAUGAUUCACUGUGUUGUUUGCCUAAUUAUUUUAGUCUUGGAAAGCUGCAUCUUUCCACACAGUGUGAUUAGUUAAAUACACCUUUUCCCCAUCACAUUGAUACAAAACUUGCAUGGCAGGUUAUUAUUGGGCACAGUACUAAUCAUUACAAAAAUAAAUGUCACAAAACUAUUUGUGGAAUUUUGUGGCGAUUAACAAACAAAAGUGCAGGAAAGCUGAUGUGAAGGAGCCAGUCUUUCGGUGCUGGUAUUGCAAUGCUGAUGAAAGAUCUAGAAGCUGGCACGCCUAACACAUCUCAGAAUAAAUCUGGAAGGGUUGGGUAGAUGUUGUCUUCAGUCCUUGUAGUAUCUCCUGACACUGGGUCACACAUUUCCAAUAGGGACUGUGGGGGUUGCUGCUCCUAGCGAGGGCUAUGGUAAACCUGCUAGUUGUCUGUUUUUAUUUUAAAGCAUUGGUUCUUUAUUGUCAUGCUGGAAAUGCUGGCUCGUUCAUUUCACCAGCCUGAUCCUCUUUGAAGAAGGUUUAGGAUUAGAGACAGAGUUUAGCUGGUCGUUUCUUUGCCAGAUUUACAAGGUAGGAAUCUGUAUGGUGUUCAGAUUUUAGUCUUAGAUUAAACGAUAAAGAAUGCGAUCUGUUUCAAAAAUAAUUUUUAAAAAAUGUGGUUCUGUAAGGCUUUAUUUGAAUAAAUACACACGCAAAGAAAGAGACAAUCGGGUUCUGUUUUAUUAAACGUUGCAUUGCAAGUGAAACAACUUCACUUUUUUUGCCAUUAAAGAAUCCUAAUUAAGAAACUAUUGUAAUUUUUUUAAAGAGAAAUUAGAGGUGUAUUGAGUAUAAUCCUAAAUAAUAAUAAUGUGAAUGAUUUCCAUACUUUUCUAUUUCCUUUGUCACUGGCUGAUACCAGAAGGUUUUUUCAGUUAGUUUUGUUAAUACUUUUGCACAGUAUUUCAUUAUUGUUCUUUUAAGUAGUUGUGAUCCUUGGUUCACUCUGGUUCAAAUAAGAUUAGUGUUGGAUUAUUAAAAAAAAACAAAAAAAAACUUGUGUACUAUAAUGGAGCUAUUCAAUAUUUUCUGAAAACUCUCAAUCUUGAUCACAUGUAUACCCUUUUAAAAUAUAUUCGUUUAGUGUUUGUAACUGAUGCAUAGCAACUCUUCUGUUAUUUCUAUUCAUGGAAGAGUAAGCCAGGUUGACUUGCCAAAUAUUAUUUUCUAUGAAGGGGAUAUUGCCUAUUAUCACUUUGAAUAACAAAAACCUUUCAGAAAUUUCCUUCAUUAAGCUAACAUGAGCCAAUAAAAAACUUAGUGGCACUCAUCCACUCCAGGUUAACAGAUAGUCAGGCAGUGACUAACACAUUUCAUAUGGUUUACAGAUCAUCGAGCAGUGAUAAACACAUUUCCAUUUCUGCUGGCAUAGUGAAUAGGUACUGCUAUAAUCUCUUAAUAGGGGGUUAUAACACUAGUGUGGUGAAUUGCUGUAAAAAUCAUAAUUGUCGCUCAUCUGCUAAGAAGUCUAAUCUUGUAUUUUCGAGUCUCUUUCUAGCUAAGGUUAUGGGAGGUUCAGAUCAUGAAGGUCAGUCUUUCAUACCAUUAAACAGAUUUCAGCAGGAUUUCAAUGUCUGUUUCCCAGGUUCAGCGUGUCUCUUUAGCAGGCUGAAUACAUGUUUCAGAAAGCCAUUUCAGUUUCAGCAUGGAAUCGUAGCUGUGCACUCCACAGAAUACUGGAUGCACGUGCGCUGUGAGUUCUAGUCCUGUGCCUUCAAUAAUUCAACUUGUGUUGUGUUGCAGCGUUGACUGCGUUUCUUUCAACUUUCAGGGUUUAUGAUUUUUGUAUUUUAUUUUGUAGACCUUUUAGAAUUUUGUUACGAAAAUAGUUUUAAGAAAUGAUGUACAGACUGUAAUUUUGAAUUUGCAAUGUUUUAGAAGUGUGACUAAUUCUAAUAGCAUGUGUAUUGUGUGUGUGUGUGUUUUUAAGGAGUAUGAGCAGGUAUUGUAACUCUUGAAGGUGGAAUACUUGUCAAGCUUGUAUUUGUUUAUUCAUUUUUUUUAGUAAAAUAAAUAACUAUAAUACAUGUA